Molecule: messenger RNA, 1306 nt
Organism: Ilyonectria robusta
Lineage: Eukaryota; Fungi; Ascomycota; Sordariomycetes; Hypocreales; Nectriaceae
Product: RTA1 like protein-domain-containing protein
Exons: 4
Coding region: 135-1124 (329 amino acids)
Cellular component (GO): membrane
Source: RefSeq, a predicted model, not a curated record
CGUCCUUCAUAAGUCUACUCUAACAGCCGUCAGCGCUUGCUUCCGACACAUCCGUCAAAUUACUCAAUAUUCUCCUCCAUUCGCUCCUUGUCCAGACCCUGCCCGGGGUAAAACGCAAACCCCAGUCUCGCAACAUGUCCGACGGCCAACCUGUCGCCGGGAGCGUCUACUUCUACGCUCCCAACAAGGGCGCCGCCAUCUUCGGUGCCGCUGCCUUCUUUGCGUCGACUGCUUGGCAUAUCUGGCAGUGCUAUCGUCUGAGGGCCUGGAAGGUCACUACCCUGAUUCCCUUUGCGAGUCUGCUGUUCACGGUUGGCUUCGCACUUCGUGCCUAUGGCGCUUGGAACUAUGACAAUGUCGACGUGUUUCUGGCCAGCACCGUUCUGAUCUACACGGCUCCCCCCAUCUACGAGUUGGCCAACUACCACAUUCUGGGCCGUAUCCUCUAUUAUGUCCCAUACUGCUCUCCGAUCCACCCCGGCCGUACCAUGACCACCUUCGGCACCAUCUCCGCCGUGGUCGAGGUCCUCAACGCCCUCGGUGUGAGUUGGUCCAUCAAUCCCAAGAUCCCCUCGGAUCUGGCUAGUCUCGGCGAGACUCUUCUCAAGGCCUCCUUGAUCAUCCAGAUUGUCGUCAUCCUCAUCUUUGUCGGCUUCGUGGCUUGGUUCCAGUACCACGUCAAGAAGCGUGGCCUUGACAUUGGCAGCGUCAACGCGCCCUGCCUGACCAUGUAUGUAACCUCAUUCCUGAUCUUCGUCCGCUGCAUCUACCGCACGGUCGAGCACUUCGGGGCCGAGGCUCUGCGCACCGUCAAGCCCGGCGACAUUGGUUCCAUCAGCCCCAUCAUCCGCUACGAGUGGUUCUUCUACGUCUUCGAGGUCCUGCCCAUGAUCGCCUACACCUUCCUCUGGAACGUCCGACACCCUCGCAAGUACCUGCCCCAGAACCACAAGCUGUACCUUUCCAUGGAUGGCGUCACGGAAGUCGAGGGUCCUGGCUGGACCGACGACCGCGCCUUCGUCGUCACCGCCAUCGACCCCUUCGGCUUGUGCGGCGGCCGCAAGAACAAGGAAAAGCCGUUCUGGGAGGAGACAAGCAUUUCCGCCACGUCCUCUGCCAAAUAAGCUAGCUUCGGCCGCUUUCGGCUUCUAGCGGUGACCAUCAGGGACCUUUACUGCGGCGGACAGGAUCGCCGACAUAAAUGGGAGGAAGACACGAGAAAGUUGUCGUACGGGCAAGCUUUCGUCUCAAGUGAACGAGACUCUUUCCCAUCUAUGGAUAAAGGAACCUUGGGUUCAGUUGUCUU